This is a messenger RNA of Canis lupus familiaris (dog), 2094 nucleotides long. It is a transcript of the gene TGIF1, whose product is annotated as TGFB induced factor homeobox 1. Gene Ontology annotation, molecular function: DNA-binding transcription factor activity, RNA polymerase II-specific; RNA polymerase II cis-regulatory region sequence-specific DNA binding. The transcript has 4 exons. Gene Ontology annotation, biological process: regulation of transcription by RNA polymerase II. The record is from RefSeq and is a predicted model, not a curated record. NCBI's taxonomy places the organism in Eukaryota, Metazoa, Chordata, Mammalia, Carnivora, Canidae. Bases 838 to 1656 code for a protein of 272 amino acids.
AUGACAAGUGUCUGUCCGCAACGUGUUAGAUUUUGAAACUGCCUUGCAAUCCAGCCCGGAACUCGCAGCUCUAGCCCGGGGUAACAGACACUUGCCUGGGGUGUCUGUGUCUCGCUCUCCUCCCCCCACCCACCGCCGUCGCCGUUGGAGGAAGAGCCCCGGAGGAGCAGGGUGCGCCGCGCCGCGCCCGCGUGUCAAUGGCAGCCGCGCAUUCUGGAAGAAGUUGGUUCUUGUCCUGAAUACUUUUCCUGCGGUGCCCCGCCCCUUGAAUCAGAAGCAGCUGUCUUCUCCUGCGGCUAGAGCCGGGACGGUGGAGCUUGGGGCAGCUGUCAAAAAACGAGAGGGGAGCCUUUUCUUCCCUGGGGUGGAGGAGGGGGCAGCCUUUUUCCAUCUGUUGCAAUUUCCUAACCAAACGCACCCUCGCCAGCCCCAGGAAGAAAGGCCCGAAGGAGAAACCCGGGCGCUCGGCUGCUGUCGCCGCCGCCGAGCGAGGGAUGCGGGCGGCGUGCGCGCGGCAAGGAGGAAGGCUCGAGCGCCGAGGUACGCCGAGCAGGAGCGGGGAACAAAGGAGAGGGGAGGGGAGCGAGUUGGGCGAGGGAGAGCCCCCAGCCGGCUGCCCGAAGAUCCCGGCCGGAGGACGCCCAAGUGUCACUUGAAUCCCACCCGAGGAGCGGGCGCCUGGGAUCCGAGCGCCUGGAUUAGCAAUAACGGCUGGAGCGCGUCCUACAAGUUACGGGAGAGUCGGCGGGGAAGGAGGACAAUCGCGUGCCCCCUUCGGCCCCGCUCCUGGCCCCUCGAGACCCCAGCAUCGCCUCGCGCUGGAAGGGGAGCUCCAGAAUGAAGAGCAAGAAAGGUGUCGUUGCAGCAUCAGGCAGUGAGACAGAGGAUGAUGACAACAUGGACAUCCCCCUGGACCUCUCCUCCUCUGCUGGUGCAGGCAAGAGACGGCGAAGGGGCAACCUGCCCAAGGAAUCUGUUCAGAUUCUCCGCGAUUGGCUGUAUGAGCACCGAUACAAUGCCUAUCCCUCAGAGCAAGAGAAAGCAUUACUGUCCCAGCAAACACACCUGUCUACACUACAGGUCUGUAACUGGUUCAUCAACGCGCGCCGCAGGCUCCUCCCAGACAUGCUGAGAAAGGAUGGCAAAGAUCCAAAUCAGUUCACAAUUUCCCGCCGUGGGGCCAAGAUUUCUGAAGCGAGCUCUGUGGAGUCAGCAAUGGGCAUCAAAAACUUCAUACCAGCUCUAGAGGAGAGCCCAUUUCAUUCCUGUACAGCUGGACCAAACCCAGCCCUCGGGAGGCCACUGUCCCCGAAGCCGUCAUCCCCAGGAUCUAUAUUGGCUCGUCCAUCAGUGAUUUGUCAUACCACUGUGACUGCAUUGAAAGACAUGCCUUUCUCUCUCUGCCAGCCAGUUGGUGUGGGACAAAACACAGAUAUACAGCAGAUAGCAACCAGCAGCUUUACAGACACCUCCCUCAUGUACCCAGAGGACACAUGUAAAUCCGGACCAAGUACAAAUCCACAGAGUGGUCUUUUCAACACUCCUCCCCCUACUCCACCGGACCUCAACCAGGAUUUUAGUGGAUUUCAGCUUCUAGUGGAUGUUGCACUCAAAAGGGCUGCAGAAAUGGAGCUUCAGGCUAAACUAACAGCUUAACCCAUUUUCAAGAAGAAAAGUUUUCACAAAUGUUAUGAUUGCCGGGGUGAUGGCAAGAAACAAACUGCAUUAUUUUAUAUAUUUUUUUAUUAAUAUUUGCACAUGGGAUUGCUAAAGUGAAGCUUCCUGUUACUGAGAUGUCUUCAAUGGAAUACAGUCAUUCCAAGAACUAUAAACUCAAAGCUACUGUAGAAACAGAGGGUUUUCUUUUUUAAAUGUUUCUUGGUAGAUUAUUCAUAAUGUGAGAUGGUUCCCAAGAUCAUGUGAUUUUUUUUUUUUUUUCUCUCUCCCUUUCCCUUUUUUUUUUUUUUUUGGUUGGUUUUUUUUUUUCCAGACUGUGCAAUACUUAGAGAACGUAUAGCAUCUUCUCAUUCCCAUGUGGAACAGGAUGCCCACAUACUGUCUAAUAAAUUUUCAAUUUUUUCAAAUAAGUAUGAA